Aspergillus saccharolyticus JOP 1030-1 is the source of this 3509-nucleotide messenger RNA. Its product is annotated as putative ER glycosyl hydrolase. The transcript has 4 exons. NCBI's taxonomy places the organism in Eukaryota, Fungi, Ascomycota, Eurotiomycetes, Eurotiales, Aspergillaceae. The coding region runs from base 151 to 3399 and encodes 1082 amino acids. Gene Ontology annotation, biological process: endoplasmic reticulum mannose trimming; carbohydrate metabolic process; mannose trimming involved in glycoprotein ERAD pathway. The record is from RefSeq and is a predicted model, not a curated record. Gene Ontology annotation, molecular function: calcium ion binding; mannosyl-oligosaccharide 1,2-alpha-mannosidase activity. Gene Ontology annotation, cellular component: endoplasmic reticulum; membrane.
CCUCGAGAGCUUUUCGCAAAGUAAAGUCUCCUGAGCAAAGGGCACACUAUUCCGCUUGCUCCUUUGCGGUCUCAAUCUAUUUUGCGCUCACAUGCUAUUGAUAUCUGACUCGCCAACGCGGUAAUGCGCUAGGGAUGUUGGCGCUCUCCAAUGUCCAACCUCCGUUCCGUAUGGGUGCUGAUCUGGGCCUUGCUUUUGUCGCUAUGGCUUGCUACGGCUCAGGGAAUGAGGACCGAUCGAGUUAGAGAACUUCGUAAGGAGACCGAGCGCAUGUUUUAUCACGGCUUUGAUAACUACAUUCGACAUGCAUUUCCCGAAGAUGAGCUCCGUCCCUUGACCUGCCGCCCGUUGGUCCGCGACCGAGACAACCCUGCGCAUGCGGAACUCAAUGAUGUUCUUGGGAACUAUUCCCUUACUCUGAUCGACAGUCUUUCGUCUCUGGCUAUCCUUGCGUCGAGUCCAGAAAAUGGAGCAGAGGCCUUAGCUUACUUUCAAAGAGGAGUGGAGGACUUUGUCAUGCUUUAUGGAGAUGGUUCUGAUGGUCCUGCAGGCCAGGGCAAGCGGAGUCGAGGAUUUGACAUGGAUAGCAAAGUCCAGGUCUUUGAGACGGUCAUCCGAGGGCUGGGCGGACUUCUCAGCGCGCAUCUUUUUGCUGUGGGUGACCUCCCCAUCGUUGGGUAUGAUCCUCCAGAUGAGGAAGUCGCCUUCGCAAAAGCUUGGGAUAAAGCAUCCUUUCAAGACUGUGGACACGGUAUCACUUGGAAGAGCGGGUUUGUAUACAAUGGCCAACUCUUGCGACUCGCGGUUGAUCUAGGCAACCGUUUACUACCUGCAUUUUACACAGACACCGGUCUUCCUUACCCGCGGGUCAACCUGAGAUACGGAGUCCAACGACAACCAUUCUAUGCCAAUUCGCCGCUCAAUGCGGCCCAUUCGUGCAACGGAUCAAAAACUGAACGCUGUCAGAAAAGCCGCUGGUCAUCCUUCCCAGAAACCACAGAGACUUGCAGUGCUGGCGCCGGCAGUCUUGUUUUAGAAUUCACCGUCCUAAGCCGGCUUACUGGCGAUGGCCGGUACGAGGAGCUUGCUAAGAGGGCCUUUUGGGCCGUAUGGACACGAAGAAGUGAAAUUGGCUUGAUUGGAUCUGGUAUUGAUGCUGAGUCGGGAAGAUGGAUACACUCGUACACCGGGAUCGGUGCAGGAAUUGAUAGCUUCUUUGAAUACGCAUUCAAGUCAUACGUUUUGCUUUCUUCGGGAGAGCGACCGCCUCAUAACACAAGCAGCCCAUGGCAUCUUUUGGACGAUUACUUCCCCCCCUUGGGCGAGCACGAACACUCUGCACAGGCUUUUUUGGACGUUUGGCAAGAGUCUCAUGCGUCCAUCAAGAGACACUUGUAUCGGGGCGAUGGACAUCAACACCCUCAUCUCAUCCAAGGCGACAUUUUCACGGGUGCGACUCGUGCUUUCUGGAUAGAUAGUCUCAGCGCCUUUUACCCUGGCUUGCUGACGCUGGCUGGUGAGGUGGAUGAGGCAAUUGGCAUCCAUCUUCUGACCACUGCUGUCUGGACGCGGUUUUCUGGCCUGCCUGAAAGAUGGAACGUCGCCACAGGAAACAUAGAACAGAACUUGGCAUGGUACGGUGGUCGUCCGGAAUUUGUUGAGUCGACAUAUUACCUGUACCAGGCAACUAAGGAUCCAUGGUAUCUGCAUGUGGGCGAGAUGGUCCUCCGUGAUCUCAAGCGCCGAUGCUGGACUAAGUGCGGAUGGGCUGGAAUCCAGGACGUUCGCAACGGAGAGCUCAAUGAUCGAAUGGAGAGCUUUUUCUUGGGAGAAACCGCGAAAUAUAUGUUUCUCCUUUACGAUUUCGAGCAUCCGUUGAAUAAAAUGGAUCAACCGUUUGUGUUUUCUACGGAGGGUCAUCCACUGAUAAUACCCAAGCACAGCACCGCCUCCCGCAGACGCCGGCAGCCACCGUUGAGCGUGAAAAGCAAGGAAUCUGUCUGCCAAUUGGCCCCCCGUCCACCAACAUUGGUGGUUUCAUCCACGGCUGCACGUCCUGAUCUUUUCCAUGCUGCGAACUUAGCUCGCCUGCACCUCAUGCCCAGUAGAGGCGUUCCCGAAGGGCCCCUUCUUGAGUAUGCUGAGGAUCAUCCAAGCAUAUCGAUGUCCGAUAUAUCGUCGCCUACGAAUUUUACAUUUUACCCCUGGACCUUGCCAGCAGAGUUGAUACCUUUCAACGGGACCAGUGCUCCCUUAAUCUCUCGCCCGACCCUCGAUAUCUCAUUCCCUGCACUCCCCGGGAUGGUCAUAGGUCCCGGGUCGCUGGAACGAGUUCGGGAUGGAAUUCUUGUGAAGGCCAUCGGAGGUCUGCGGCUGAGCAUGGUUCGCGAUAUACCGGCUCCUGACGCAACCAAAAAUCCAAAUAAGGUCGAAUAUCGGGUGCAAGUAAUCAAUAACGUGCCCCUGGGUAAGGAUGAGAAGGUAUAUCUUUCACGGGAGAUCACAUUCGAUGUGCUUGAUCCCACUGAUCCUAACUUUACGCGUGUUCGCGACUCUUCCAUGGUAGACAUUGUUAUUGAUGUCCUGCCAGAGCUUCUUCGUCGACAGAACGAUUCGAAUGAUGGCUUCGAAGCUGCUGAACCUCAGCAGGCGCGGGGUUCAAUUAUUCACGACUCAGCUUCGGUUGAGGGCAACAUUGGCAGCGUCGACCCGUCGAGUUCCGGUAUGAAAACCGUACUAUCCUCUUUGGUGAACUCCUUAUCUACUCUACUGCGAGACGAAACGCAUGCUGAGACGGGUCUUCCCCUUCAAAACUCGCCAAUUCUGCGAUUGAUGAUUCCAGCGGCUAUUUCGACUGGCCUCGGGUCGGCUCCGUUGCCCGAUGUCGAAGAUGCCCCAACAGUGUCGGUGGCGGGUGACCUGUCAAAACGGCGCCUCGCCUGGUCCGCCGUCUAUUUCGCGGACGAGCUCUGUGAUCAGCGUCUUUCAAGGGAGGUCGUUCAGAAACACCAAGUACUUGUGCUUCGGCGUGGCGGUUGCAGUUUCUCGGAAAAGCUGCGCAAUAUUCCCGCGUAUCCGCCGUCACGCCAUGCUCUGAAACUUGUGAUAGUGGUCUCUCAAACUCCUGAGGAAGAGGAAAUGUGGGAGGCGGCGGGCUCGGUGCCGGCCUCGCCGGGGUUGGCUGCUGUGCACGCAGAGCGGCAUCUUGUUCGACCACAUCUAGACGAAAGCCAGUUUACUGCAGGUGGCCUUCCGCGACGCCAUCUACUCAGUAUGGUGAUGGUGGGUGGCGGCGAGGAAACCUAUGCGUUGCUUCGACAGGCGACCGGAGUGGGAAUCAAGCGGCGCUAUUCAAUGCGGUCACAAGGGGUCCCGAUCCACAACUUAUAUAUCGUCUAAUAUAUACAUUACGUGUUCGAGAAUGACCCUCGCUUGAGGCCCAGGCAUCUGCCGUUAUAUGUACAUACCUGGAUAUAUUGUAGAUGUCAACAGAGAAUGGAAAAAACGAG